Molecule: messenger RNA, 2096 nt
Organism: Nasonia vitripennis (jewel wasp)
Lineage: Eukaryota; Metazoa; Arthropoda; Insecta; Hymenoptera; Pteromalidae
Exons: 4
Coding region: 1379-2047 (222 amino acids)
Source: RefSeq, a predicted model, not a curated record
UGAAAUGCUCAUUUUAUGCAAACCAAAUUCAAAUAACACUUAAUAAAAAAUAUAUUUGCAUAGAAAGAAAUCAACAAAAUAAAAUAUUUGAAUUAAAAGAGAGAACAUACGACGUGGUACGACGCAGCGGCGCGAAAGCAUGUUCAUGUUUCACGCGACAAAUCUCCUAAACAACCAAGCCAAGCAAAAGCAUAUUCCAAGACGGAGCCUGCCAUAGACCUGCCAUAGUCCCAGAAAUUCGCGAAACUCACCAACUGUCAUUAACUUGAAGAAGAGCCUGGUCCAGGCUGACGUCAGAUGAGCAGCCAAUCGGACUUCGUUAUCAACUGAGUACUUACGGAUGGUAGAGAGACACUGAGCACACGAUCGCAAAGCAACUCGGCAGUUGUAGUGCCCACCUUGAUGACGUUACAAGUCAGCAUCUUGUAUUUCGAGAGUGUUUGUGCGAAAAGUGUUUUGUGCGACAUAGCCCAGCUAGCCCAGCAACACGUUGAUGAGUAUUCAGUGCUUCUUGUAAGUCGUCCAGAAACAGAGAGAGAGAGAGAGAGAGAGAGAGAGAGAGAGAGAGAGAGAGAGAGAGAGAGAGAGAUCUUUGUAGGUUGAUGGGUCUCCUUGAAUUUUUGCUAACAAUCCAUGAUAAUUUAAAUUACUUAAUUCGCGAUAGAAUUCAUGUUCGGCUAUCUCUGGUGAUUCGCAUAGGAAGAACAUGAUAUCUUCCUUUUUCUUUGGCCUAACUCUUUUUUUCUUAAUUUCAGAUACAGUCUCAAGCUCUUCCUCUGCAGAUAGUUCUAAGCUAGGUUUCUCCGGGUUCACAGUCUCUUGUGCUUCAGAAAAGAUCAAAUCAGAGUUUUCAAUCUCAUUUACUGAUUUUAUUGCAAAGUCUUUAUAUGUCUUACUUUUAACAAAUUUUACAUGUUUACUACCGUACAGGUUAUUUUUAUCAGACAUAAGGACUGUGUGUCCAGUACUAACGUAGCCUACAAGAAAACUUCUCAUCGCUUAAGGGGACACAACACCUUUAAAUCCUAAAAAAAAAAAGAAUUAUGAGUAAAAAUGACGAAAUUAAAGUAAACGAUUUGAAAUUUUGUUCAAUGAUAUUUAGUAUAAAUACCUUUAAAUUUGCCAUGCUAAAACCUAAAUUCUACUACCUAACUUCACCUAAAAUCUCUCGCGGGGUCUCUCCCUCUCCGAUUUUUGGUCGUUGCGGUGGGCGUACCACCUUGUUCUGACUUCUUGACCGUGGCGUUUUUCUCUAAUUGGUUCUCUUUGCGGGGGUGAGUCCCUUCCUUUGGGUGUCCCUUUAAAAGGCCCCAGGACUGCUCAUUCCGCACUCAGUUUCUCGCCUUCUGCUCCUCCGUGAUCUUCCUACCUGUUCGAGAUGUUCGCCUCAGUAGUGCUUUGUGCUGGUGUCCUGGUUCGGUUUGCGCGAGCCGUGAUCUCUACUCUGGCUCCGAUCUUCGAUCCAGUGGUUCGUGUCCUUAGUUGGCAUCGUCCUGCCUGGGUCCCAUUGAAGCCUGUAGGUUGGGCCUACCGUCAGGUCCCUGUUACACCACCGCCCUCUCCGGCUUCUGACUUUGAGGACUUCCCGGAGGAAGAGUCCCCUUUGUUCACUCUACCUUGCCAUACGCAGACUCCCUGGUGGAUUGACAUCGGGUCUUUUUGCCCCUUAUGCCGUCAGCCGCGCCACACUCUUCCGACCAUCGAGCGGGAGUACUACCGUGAGACAGGUUCGUCUUUGAUUCCCGGUCCCCUGUUGUUCGGGACUCCUUCUCCGACUCCUGGAUUGAAUGUCACCACGAGUUCUGGGAGGAUCACGCGGCCUGUAGGAUCUGCUCGAUCUGCCGUUGCCGCCUUGAUGAUCCACCCCACAAGAUGCGUCUCCGGGGCAAGGGCAACUGGAUCCGCAUUCCCGGCCAUAAGUGCUGUCCAGCGACGAGCGACGCCGACUUGUUUUGAGAUUUUUUGUAAUUGCGUUCUACGUGUGAUCAUAAUGUAUUUUGUACUUCGUGCUGUUUUAUAUUUUCGUAAGGAUACUCCUGUUCGUUGAUGUAUAAAUAAACAAACAAAUAAAUAAAUAUAUACGUAUAGAAAAGGAA